Onychomys torridus (southern grasshopper mouse) is the source of this 4885-nucleotide messenger RNA. RefSeq names its product strawberry notch homolog 2 (gene Sbno2). Lineage: Eukaryota; Metazoa; Chordata; Mammalia; Rodentia; Cricetidae. Gene Ontology annotation, molecular function: histone binding; chromatin DNA binding. The record is from RefSeq and is a predicted model, not a curated record. Gene Ontology annotation, biological process: regulation of DNA-templated transcription. Gene Ontology annotation, cellular component: nucleus. The transcript is spliced from 30 exons. The coding region runs from base 192 to 4451 and encodes 1419 amino acids.
GCCGCCGCCAAGAUGGCGCCCAGAACCCGGAAGUGAGCGGCGGCCGCCGAGAGGCUCCGGGAAACUGAGGCGCCGCGGGCUCCACGACCGGGUCUGAGGACAUGACGUCGCCCCUGCUGCUGUCAUCACCAGAGUGAGAAGCCCACAUAGCCGCCACCCACGGGUCGCGGAGCCCCACUGCUACCCGCCUGAUGCUGGCAGUGGAGCCCACCAUGGAUGGGGACUUCCCUCCUCCGCCCGAGCUCCCGCCCCCUGGAGGUGGCAUCCAGCUACAGAAUCGACUCCUGCACUGUCCCUGGUGGAGCAGUUUCUCACCGGCCUCAUAUCCCACCUUCUCCAGUGAAAACCAACAGUUUGUGGGUCCCACCCCAUUCCUUGGUGGCCAGUCCUGCCCCGACACCAGAUACCACACCACAGCCACUGUCUCCAGCAUCUUCUCCAAGAGCGGUGACUUCCCUCAGGACCCCUCAUGCCUCGAGGACCUCUCCAACGCCUCCAUCCUCUCGUCCUCUGUGGAUUCCCUGUCAGACAUCCCCGACACGCCUGACUUCGGCCAUGUCGACAGCCUCAACGAGGUGUCCACCAUCUGGGACGUCAGCACCACCUCAGCCCCCCAUGACAGGGUCAGCAAGGCCAUGCUGUUCCAGCCUUGUGCGCCACUCUCAGCUCUAGAAGACCCAGUUCCCAGCACCCCACUUCUCAUCAGCUACCAGUCACACAGCCAGCCUGAGGAGGAGGAGGCAGAGGAGGAGGAGGCGGCAGAGGAACUGGGCCAUGCUGAGACCUAUGCUGACUACGUACCAUCUAAGUCCAAGAUUGGGAAACAGCAUCCAGACCGUGUGGUGGAGACCAGUACACUCUCCAGUGUUCCUCCCCCAGACAUCACCUACACCCUGGCACUACCCACCUCAGACAACGGGACCCUGUCUGCCCUACAGCUGGAAGCCAUCACCUACGCCUGCCAGCAACAUGAGGUCCUGCUGCCCAGUGGGCAGCGUGCUGGUUUCCUGAUUGGGGAUGGAGCUGGCGUGGGCAAGGGCCGCACAGUGGCUGGUAUCAUAGUGGAGAACUACCUGCGGGGCCGGAAGAAGGCUUUGUGGUUCAGUGCCUCCAAUGACCUCAAGUAUGAUGCAGAACGGGAUCUGAGAGACAUUGAGGCCCCAGGCAUCGCGGUGCACGCUUUGAGCAAGAUCAAGUACGGCGACAACACUACCUCAGAGGGUGUCCUCUUUGCCACCUACUCCGCCCUGAUUGGAGAAAGCCAGGCAGGUGGACAGCAUCGCACACGCCUCCGCCAGAUCUUGCAGUGGUGUGGUGAGGCCUUUGAUGGUGUGAUUGUGUUUGAUGAGUGCCAUAAAGCCAAGAAUGCCAGUUCCACCAAGAUGGGCAAGGCUGUGCUGGACCUGCAGAGCAAACUGCCCCAGGCCAGGGUGGUGUACGCCAGCGCCACAGGUGCUUCGGAACCCCGCAACAUGAUCUACAUGAGCCGCUUGGGCAUCUGGGGUGAGGGCACACCCUUCCGAACCUUCGAGGAGUUCCUGCAUGCCAUUGAGAAGAGGGGAGUGGGCGCCAUGGAGAUCGUGGCCAUGGACAUGAAGGUCAGUGGCAUGUACAUCGCACGCCAGCUCAGCUUCUCAGGGGUCACCUUCCGCAUCGAAGAGAUCCCGCUGUCCCCCGCCUUCGAGCAGGUCUAUAAUCGGGCAGCCCGGCUGUGGGCCGAGGCUCUGAGCAUCUUCCAGCAGGCGGCCGACUGGAUCGGCCUGGAGUCCCGCAAGUCCCUGUGGGGUCAGUUCUGGUCAGCGCACCAGCGCUUCUUCAAGUACCUCUGCAUCGCGGCCAAAGUGCAGCGGCUGGUGGAGCUGGCCCAGCAGGAGCUGAGUCAGGACAAGUGUGUGGUCAUCGGGCUGCAGUCCACAGGGGAGGCGCGGACCCGCGAGGUGCUGGACGAGAAUGAGGGUCGCCUGGACUGCUUUGUCUCUGCCGCAGAAGGCGUCUUCCUGUCCCUGAUUCAGAAGCACUUCCCUUCCACCAAGAGGAGGCGGGACCGGGCAGGCGGGAAGAGGAAAAGGCGGCCUCGGGGUCGCGGCACCAAGGCUCCACGACUGGCACUGGAGGCCUCGGGAGUUAUCCGUAUCAGUGACGGGAGCAGUACCGAGUCGGAUGCUGGCCUGGAGAGUGACUUCAAUUCGUCCCCAGAGUCACUGCUAGAUGACGAUGUGGUCAUUGUGGACGCCCCCAUGCUCCCCACAGAUGACCGAGGUCCCCUGUAUCCGCUUCAGAGAGACCUGCAGGGCCCUGGCGUCCUGGAACAUGUGGAGCGGCUGAAACAGGGCCUGCUGGCCAAGGUGCGCGCGCUAGGCCGCGAGCUGCCAGUGAACACGUUGGACCAGCUCAUCCACCAGCUUGGGGGUCCUGAGUGUGUGGCCGAGAUGACAGGCAGGAAAGGCCGCGUGGUAUCCAGGCCCGAUGGGUCAGUGGUCUUUGAGUCCAGAGCAGAACAGGGCCUAUCCAUCGACCACGUGAACCUCAGGGAGAAGCAGCGCUUCAUGAGUGGGGAGAAGCUUGUGGCCAUCAUCUCUGAGGCUUCCAGCUCUGGAGUCUCCCUUCAAGCCGACCGCAGGGUACAGAACCAGCGACGCCGGGUACACAUGACCCUGGAGCUGCCUUGGAGUGCAGACCGCGCCAUUCAGCAGUUUGGCCGCACCCACAGGUCCAACCAGGUCUCAGCCCCCGAGUACGUCUUCCUCAUCUCGGAGCUGGCAGGGGAGCGCAGGUUCGCCUCCAUUGUGGCCAAGCGGCUGGAGAGCCUGGGUGCCCUGACCCACGGAGAUCGCCGGGCCACGGAAUCCCGAGACCUGAGCAAGUAUAACUUCGAGAACAAGUACGGCACCCGUGCUCUCAGCCGCGUCCUCACCACGAUCCUGGGCCAGACGGACAGCAGGGUGCCUCUGCCCCAGGGCUACCCUGGAGGGGAUGCCACCUUCUUCCGGGGUGAGCCUGGGCUCGUGAGUCUUUCUGGGAGGCAUGGGGACUACAGUGGUUCCAUCAGGAUUUGGGGACUGGGUGUAUGGGCAGGCUUGGCCUCUGGGAUCCGAGCACACGGCUGGUCUUCCCUGGCAGACAUGAAGCAGAGCCUGCUGUCCGUGGGCAUCGGCGCUCGGGAGUCACGCACUGGCUGCUUAGAUGUGGAUAAGGACUGCUCCAUCACCAAGUUCCUGAACCGCAUCCUGGGGCUGGAGGUGCACAAGCAGAAUGCUCUAUUCCAGUAUUUCUCUGACACUUUUGACCACCUCAUCGAGAUAGACAAGAAGGAAGGCAGAUACGACAUGGGCAUUCUGGACCUGGCCCCUGGCAUCAGCGAGAUCCAUGAAGAAAACCAGCAGGUGUUCCUGGCACCGGGGCAUCCACAGGACGGCCAGGUGGUCUUCUACAAGGUGAGGAGCAGGGAGGCACCCAGCCCAGCCCUGGCUCCAGUCCCGAACCUGCUAACACCCCACUUGCCACGGCAGAUCAGCGUGGACCGCGGUAUGAAGUGGGAAGAGGCGUUCACCAGGUCUCUGGAGCUCAAAGGUCCCUACGACGGCUUCUACCUCUCCUCCAAGGUUCGAGGCAGCAAGACGAGCUGCCUCCUGGCAGAACAGAACCGCGGGGAGUAUUUCACCGUGUACAAGCCCAACAUCGGCCGCCAGAGCCAGCUGGAGACCCUGGACAGCCUGUGCCGCAAGUUCCACUGGGUCACCGCCGAGGCGGCCCGGGAGCCCUGGGAGAGCAGCUACGCCCUGUCGCUGGAGCACUGCAGCCACACCACCUGGAACCAGCGCUGCCGCCUGGCCCAGGAGGGCAAGGGCUGCGCCCAGGGCCUGCGCCUGCGCCACCACUACGUGCUGUGCGGGGCGCUGCUGCGCGUGUGGGGCCGCAUCGCCGCCGUCAUGGCUGACGUCAGCAGCAGCAGCUACCUGCAGAUCGUGCGCCUCAAGACCAAGGACAAGAAGAAGCAAGUGGGCAUCAAGAUCCCCGAGGGCUGCGUCCACCGCGUGCUGCAGGAGCUGCAGCUGAUGGACGCCGAGGUGAAGCGCCGCAGCGCCCACGGGCUGGCCGCGCGCCCGCCCACCCCACGCGCCAUCGCGCUCCCUUGCGGCCCCGGUGAGGUGCUGGACUUGACCUACAGCCCCCCAGCCGAGGCCUUCCCGCCGCCCCCGCGCUUCGCCUUCCCUUCGCUGCCGCCCCCCGACCCCAGCUCUCUGAUGCUGGGUGCCAGAGACCCUGCGACCAACCCCGCGGAGCUGGCACACCAGGGCUGCGACAUCAACUUCAGGGAAGUGUUGGAGGACAUGCUCCGCUCCCUGCGCGCGGGGCCCGCCGAGGCCCCUCCGCCUCUGGUGGGCGUGGGCGGCGGGGGCACCGAGCGGCAGAGCGUCAUCCACUUCAGCCCGCCCUUCCCCAACUCGUAGGCAGCCACGUGGCCCCUGCAUUACAGCUGUCCUGGGCAGCAAGGCCCACCGGCUCCUCCGCCAGCAGAGAGGUCCCGACUACUGAGGGCACCGGCCCGGCACAGGGCCUUCCCCGCCAGCCGGGUGCGGGGCCUCGGCCUCCCCUGCCUCCCCUGCGCUGCUCCAGCCACGCCCAGCCUGGAAGCCGUGGGGUUGGGUGGUCCCAGAGCUGGUAACUCAGGAAAUCCGGUGCUGAGGCCCCACCGUCUAUGGGGGCUCCACGGGGCAGACCCCGUUAAUAUAUGCAAUCCCCUGCUCCCUAAAUUAUUGUCGCCCGCCCCUUCCUAGCCCCGGAAUCCGUGGGCAGCCGGCGGGCCCUGGUUUCUAUGUAUUUAUAAUGAACUCUGGUGUACAUAUGUAAAGAUCUUUUUUAAAAUAUAUGUGCCUUUUGCCUA